Messenger RNA from Rattus rattus (black rat), 2105 nucleotides. It is a transcript of the gene Slc35e4, whose product is annotated as solute carrier family 35 member E4. The record is from RefSeq and is a predicted model, not a curated record. Gene Ontology annotation, molecular function: antiporter activity. NCBI's taxonomy places the organism in Eukaryota, Metazoa, Chordata, Mammalia, Rodentia, Muridae. Bases 534 to 1586 code for a protein of 350 amino acids. Gene Ontology annotation, cellular component: Golgi apparatus. The transcript is spliced from 2 exons.
CGCAGUCAGAGCAGCCUGCGCAGCUGCAGCCAGUCCGAGCUCGCGGUUCUGCGUCUGCCGGCUCAUCAGCGUCUAUUCCCCGCACAGUAAGAGGCGAAGGGGGGCUGGAGGAGGGGGACUGCGACCUCCAUUCCCACGCUGGGAACAUUAUCGACCCUGCCUGGCCUGGUCACGGCCUGAGCACCAAACACACAGGAGGUCGGGAUCAGUGUCCUCAUCCUGACAGUCUGGGGACCGAAGAUGGAAAAAGGCAAGCGGAUUCUGUGUAAAACCAUCGCGUGAGCUCGGGGCGAGGAGGAGGGAGAAGACCUCCCCUGGUGCGGGAGGUGCCCAGGGCUUACGAGGCCUGGGGGCACCAGCCAGUCCGGCAUCUCAGCAGCCACGACCUCGGUUCUUCUCUGACGGAACCAGAAUUAUCGGCUGGCUCAGGGUCUAGCACCUGAAGCAGUGCCCUCUCCUAUCUGAGGAAUCAGGACCUGGCUCAGCGAGUCCCUGGAAAAGCCUGCCUUCCUGCCCCAGCCCUACUGGUGCGGAUGUGCCGCUGCCCACUGGAGCACCAUGAAGUCAGGAUGACCUCAGCCGAAGCAGUUGCUGUGGCUGGAAGUGCCCAGGAGCAUGGCCGUCCCAAGUGGCCUCCUGACAAACCUCAAGUCCUUGGGCAGCCUGCUCCGGCAAGAGUGGUUGUGGCAGCACUGGUGUGGCUGUUGGCAGGAGCCAGCAUGUCAAGUCUCAACAAGUGGAUCUUCACAGUGCAUGGCUUCGGACGGCCCCUGUUAUUGUCAGCCCUGCACAUGCUGGCAGCCGCUGUGGCAUGCCACUGGGGGGCCCAGCGACCCGUGCCCCCUAGCAUCCACCGCAGGGUGCUGUUACUCAGCCUCACCUUCGGGACCUCCAUGGCGUGUGGCAACGUGGGCCUGAGCACUGUCCCCUUGGACCUAGCACAGCUAGCCACCACCACCACACCACUGUUCACUUUGGCCUUGUCCGCGUUGCUGCUUGGCCGAAGACACCAUCCCCUGCAGUUUGCUGCCAUGGGUCCGCUCUGCCUAGGGGCUGCAUGCAGUCUGGCUGGAGAGCUCCGGGCACCUCCUGCUGGUUGUGGCUUCUUGCUGGUGGCCACCUGUCUCCGAGGCUUCAAGUCUGUUCAACAGAGUGCUCUGCUGCAGGAAGAGAGGCUGGAUGCGGUGACUCUGCUGUACGCCACUUCUUUGCCCAGUUUCUGCCUGCUGGCAGGCGCGGCGCUGGUGCUGGAGGCUGGUGCCGCCCCACCGCUGCCUCCCACCGACUCUCGCCUCUGGGCCUGCGUCCUGCUCAGCUGCUUCUUGUCUGUCGUCUACAACCUGGCCAGCUUCUCCUUGCUGGCACUCACAUCUGCCCUCACCGUCCACGUACUGGGCAACCUCACGGUUGUGGGUAACCUCAUCCUGUCUCGGCUCCUGUUCGGCAGCCACCUCAGCGCUCUCAGCUACGUGGGCAUCGCUCUCACCCUUUCAGGAAUGUUUCUUUAUCACAACUGUGAGUCUGUGGCCUCCUGGGCUACCCGCCGGGGGUUGUGGAACAGGGACCAGCCUGGCAAAGGUCUUUGAGACCUGGGAGAGCUCAUGAACUAGACCCGGACAGCCCCAGCCUGAAUCUAACCUCGGACAGUGGCCAUGAGGAAAGCGGAGAGGUGCUAUGUCUGCCAGGGCAGGGGAAGAAGGUACCUUCUGGAAGGGCUGCCUGGGAGGCUACACCAGGGAUCUCAGAGAGACCCACCUCCUGUCCCUGCCUUCCUCACGACUCACAGCAAACCCUGCCACUGGAUGGUGGGUCCAAGUCUGGCACAUGCGCCUGUCAGAUGGAUUGGUGUCAGUGACUAUGAUGAAGAUUGCUGGGCAAACUUAGGAAAACCUCAAAGUGUUAUGAGGAAGACGUUGCCCGGCGGUUGCACAGUCUUUCCUGGGGGCAGGAUGUGAGGGUCACCAGAGAAGGCUUCUUCAUGGCUGGGCUCCCCUAAAGAUGGGGUAGUCUAUGCCAACUUCAGGUAGCUACUGCAGCCUCACUCUGGUGCCUCCUCCCCUGGAUUUGGGUCUUCCAUCCCCAAUAAAGUAUUUUUUCUUGGGACA